AUGCCAUCAGCAGGAAGCAAUGAUGUUCCCCGAUCGCUUCCGUUGCUGCUGGCUCGUCGUCAUGUUGGGUAUCUGGGAAUACCCCACCGCUCGCCGGCUGGCAACCAAAGCCCCCGUGCUUUUGUGGAUGGUGUGGCAAAACAGUUUUCACCUCAUUGCUUGGUCCAGUCGCCCCAGUUUGUAACGCCGCAAACUCAGGGUAAUGCUCGCAGUGCCAUUGCGAUCAAUUCGAUACAUGUCGAUCGAAUGGAAAAUCGAUUUUUGUUGGCUGGAGGAAAUGAUGCCAUUGUCAGUGUCUAUGAUAUUUCCAAGUGGGGCUCGGAAGAAUAUCUGGAACGGUACGGGAAGGGGGGUACGAGCAAGAUUAGUAGUGGAGCAUCCAGCAGGAGCAAUAAGGCGAGAACCCAACACAAGCCUAUAGCGAGUUCGCAAAGGGAACCUCCUCGGGCUCUUUUUACUAGUGUCGAAGGAAGCAACAAUCUGCACGCAGCUAUUGAAAUUCCCGGUGGCCAUGCCUCUCCAAUUUCCAAAGUUCAGUGGUAUCCCGUGGAUUCAGGCGCAUUCCUGUCGACUUCCAAAGAUGGGUGUCUGCUGGUUUGGGACACCGACUCCAUGGCACCUGUUUCUCAGUCAUUGCCAUUUGCCGAGACCAAGGGGGGAAUUGCUACCUUUCAUCUUUCCCCGUUGCGCAAUUAUUCGGCAGUUGUGGCCUCCUUGCAGGAUCCCAGUCUCAAAUUGGUCGAUAUUCGCAGUUCUGCCUCCUCUCAUACACUAUUGGGACAUGGAGGACCUGGGGUUUCUUCGGUGCAAUGGGCCCCGCAGAACGACGUCAUUCUCGCCAGUGGGGGCUUGGAUGGCACUGUUCGUCUCUGGGAUAUUCGAAAGGCCGGAGGGAGAUCGUGUCUUGCCAUUUUGGACCAGGACAGAAGUCAGCCUCCAUCCAGAACGAGGCCGUAUCAAGCCGAUUAUUCCCAUUUGCCCAAACCCUCGGCGGGACUACCCGUUAAUUUUGCGGGCGAUGAACAUGCAGGAUCCUUCAGAGGUAGCCACAAAAAACAUUCGUCUGCGCGGCAACUACCCUCUGUAUCAUCUACAGAGCUCGCACCCAACAAUUAUCGAAUGACCGAGAAUUCUACAGUUUCAUCUCACGGUGCACCUGUGUCGGCUCUAUCAUUUUUGAAAGACAACGGAGGGCACCAUCUGGUAUCGGCGAGUCGAGAUGGCCAGUUGCAUGUUUGGGAUUUACGCGCCAAUGGUCAUCUACUGCCGCUGCGAUUCUUGGCUCCGGGGCAACAACCCGCCAUUUCCAAGAAGCGCGUCCAAACGCCCCUGCUUCUGACGUCGUUUGGGAAAAGCGAUAAUGCUGCUUCUUCACCAGGAGCCUGUUGGGUAGGCAAUGGUACCGCGUUAUUCGGGUAUUCGUUGGAUCGCGGAGGGGUACCACAAAAAGUCUUGCAAGGGCACUUGCACGUAAUCACGGCGAUUGAUGUGAUUGAAGGGAACAUGCAACUGGUCACGGCUGGGAAAGAUGGGAUGAUUCUGGCAUGGGGAAAGCCAGAUCAAGGGCAGGAGAACUAUCUCAAGAGAAAGGUAGAUCAAGAUAGUUGGUAA
Messenger RNA from Seminavis robusta, 1611 nucleotides. The record is from the annotation of a GenBank genome assembly. NCBI's taxonomy places the organism in Eukaryota, Bacillariophyta, Bacillariophyceae, Naviculales, Naviculaceae.